UUCAAAACUUUUUAUUUUCAAAUAUUUUUCAAGACAGAAGAAGGACUAUUACAUAAAUAAAAAUAAGAACCACAGAAUUUUACCUCAAUGGCCUCAAAUUUAAUCAAGCAAGCCCGCUUGGGUUUCCUUCGGUCCAUUCAAACCGCUCCCCGUCUCUGGGCAAAAUUUAAGGAUGGUGGAGAACAGUCCACAUUCAAUGAUAUGCCCAUACCGGAGGGUUGCUGGAAGGAGUUCAAUGCCAAGAGGCAAUCACGUCAGACGAUGAUGUUGCUCAGUGGCCUGGCAUCCUUUGUGGCCUCUAUUGUGUAUGUGACCCAAACGGAAUUGCUUUUCUUCAACUACACAGUUCCCGAUUAUCCCUACGAAGAUGAGGAGUGAUAGUCAUAAUUAUUUUUUCGAGUUUCCCAUUAUAGUUUUUGAUCUGAAUUUCCGUUGAAAUAAAUCUUUUCGAAAACA
Musca domestica (house fly) is the source of this 456-nucleotide messenger RNA. RefSeq lists its product as uncharacterized. The record is from RefSeq and is a predicted model, not a curated record. The coding region runs from base 88 to 378 and encodes 96 amino acids. The transcript is spliced from 3 exons. NCBI's taxonomy places the organism in Eukaryota, Metazoa, Arthropoda, Insecta, Diptera, Muscidae.